Cololabis saira (Pacific saury) is the source of this 4871-nucleotide messenger RNA. RefSeq names its product cytoplasmic phosphatidylinositol transfer protein 1-like. NCBI's taxonomy places the organism in Eukaryota, Metazoa, Chordata, Actinopteri, Beloniformes, Belonidae. Bases 186 to 1223 code for a protein of 345 amino acids. The transcript has 9 exons. Gene Ontology annotation, molecular function: phosphatidylinositol transfer activity; phosphatidylinositol binding. The record is from RefSeq and is a predicted model, not a curated record. Gene Ontology annotation, biological process: phospholipid transport. Gene Ontology annotation, cellular component: cytoplasm.
CCAAGACCCGUCGGAGCUCAUUGCUGUUCCCGCACUCAGAUUGGAGGGAUGGUCCGCUGGUUCCGAUGAAAGCAGUCCGCGUGUUUUCCUCCCGCAGACUCCUGACGUCUCCAGACAUUACACACACCGAGGGAGCUCUUUCUGAGCCUGACACAUCGUGAACGCGGGCUCGGCCGAGGGAGAAGAUGUUGAUGAAGGAGUACAGGAUAUGCAUGCCCCUCACCGUGGAGGAGUACCGGAUUGGACAGCUGUACAUGAUCAGUAAACACAGCCAUGAGCAGAGCGACCGAGGGGAAGGAGUGGAGGUCGUCCAGAACGAGCCGUUCGAAGACCCCGUCCACGGUCAGGGACAGCUCACAGAGAAACGCGUCUACCUCAACAGUAAAUUACCCAGCUGGGCUCGAGCAGUCGUUCCAAAAAUCUUCUAUGUCACGGAGAAAGCGUGGAACUACUAUCCUUACACCAUAACAGAAUAUACCUGCUCGUUCCUGCCCAAGUUCUCCAUUCACAUAGAGACAAAGUAUGAGGACAACAAAGGAUGCAAUGACAAUAUCUUUGACACGGAGCUAAAGGACCAGGAGAGGGAGGUGUGCUUCGUUGACAUCGCCUACGAUGAAAUCCCGGAGCGCUACUAUAAAGAGUCUGAGGACUUGCGAUAUUUCAAGUCGGAGAAGACAUCGCGAGGCAUGCUGCAGGAAGGCUGGAGGGACACGCAGGACCCCAUCAUGUGCUCCUACAAACUGGUUACAGUCAAAUUUGAGGUGUGGGGCCUGCAGACACGAGUGGAGCAGUUUGUGCACAAGGUGAUUCGGGACGUGCUGCUGCUGGGACACAGGCAGGCCUUUGCCUGGGUCGAUGAGUGGAUAGACAUGACGAUGGAUGAGGUGAGAGAGUUUGAACGCACCAUCCAGGAGGCCACCAACCAGAAGAUCGGGGUGUUUCCCCCAUCGAUCUCCAUCAGUGAGACGCCCCUGUCCUCCUGUGCCCUCACCGGCCCCGCCAGCGCCCCCACCACCCCCAUGUGCAGCGAUGCACCCGAGUCCCUCUCCCUCCCCAAGGACCGACCCCGCAAAAAGUCUGCUCCAGAAACCCUGACCCUUCCUGACCCCGCUCCCAGCGGAGCCCCCCAGAGCUCCCCCUCGAACCCACUACCCAAUUCAAACUACCUUCAAUCAGCUGCAGCGCCUUCCAGUCCUGACCCUGCUGAAAUGAGCGAGCAGUAGGACAGUAGAAAUGUGUCCCCCGACCUUAGUUUUUCCCUGUUCCCCCUGACUCAUUAUCUUAUGAGCUCAGUGAGACUAACCUAACCUCAAAACACCAGUGCCCUGACAUUCAAGUUCUUUAGCCAUAUCCAAUGAUUGCCAUAAUCCUGAACAAUCUCCUAGACGUCCUCGUCAGUGUCCUUGAUGCCAUCCCGGCAGCUGUAGGCUCAGCAGGCCUCGGUAGGCCGCUCCCUCACACGGCUGAGCCUGAGUGUAGCCAGCCGCAGGCCACAUCUUUCUAACAACUGUGCAUGAUGUUUGUUAAAAAAACAAAAUAAUUUCUGUUCUCUGGUAGUUAUGUAAAUACAUUCUUCUCCUCGUUUGUUCGGUUAUGUUUCCUGUAAUCAGAAAAGGCUGGCUAUAAACUCAUGCAUCUUUGAAGCAGUUGCCUUGACAGCACAGAGCCAGUGGUGUUUUAGCUCAGACAGUGUUUGCCUAGUAAUGAACAUUGUCCACUUCUAGUUUGAAAAAAAAAAAAAAUGCUUGUUUUAUUCAAUUACAAAUUAACUCAAUGACACCAACUUGGAGUUGCACAGUAGAGAUGAUAAUGUCAGAAUAACCCACGGAAAGGAAAACGGCCAAGAACACUCACGACAAAUCCACGACACUUGCUCUUGAGCCGUUUUGGAGCUGGCCUGUGGAUCAGAUUGUUCCCAUCUUUCCCAUUCCAAGUGCAGUCACACAGGAGAUGCAAGAUCAGUACAAUCAUUAUGAGAAUACACCUCAGGACUCCCUGACUCUACCUGGCUCACACUCCAAAGGCAGGGCUGUUGCUGUCCCCCUCUCUCCCUACUUAUUGCCAAACACUUGAAUUUUAUACCUCCACAGAUAUGAUGAUACAGUAAAUAUGUAUUAUACCAGUCUAAUUAACCCCAGGACUGUUUACGCAUCACAAACCUUUUAGAUUUCGUGGUCAUUACAUCAGCAGCAUGUCGUUUUAAGAGAACAGUUAAAUAGUACCGAGGUCAAAUUUGUUAGGACUGAAGUAUUUCUUCAUAGCAAGGUCAAAUGUUGCCUCAAACUAAUGCUGGACGUCUUGUAUUCAUCAAUUUCAUCAAGUUUGAUCAAAUCAGCUAAUUACCAUACUUAAAUGUCAUAUAUAUGUAGGAACCAGGCCAUUUUAGGGGAGUUUUUCUUUUCUUUUUUUAAAGUUGAAAAGAAGGGCACAUGUGUCAAGCUGACUUGAGUAUGUGCUUCAUCAGUGUUCACAGGAACGUCCUCUCCAGAGAGCCAUUAGUCAUCUUUGGAUUGUGUUUCCAUCUAAAAUCUUAAAAAGCAAACAAAUACUGUAGGACAGCAGUUGAUUCUGUGAUGAUUUCUUUUCCAUACGACAUUGAUCAAAGAGAGGGUUUUUAUAUGCUGCAUGGGAUGCUCACAACAUAUUCAGAUAUUGUGUGAAGUAUAUACGCUAUACUGUAAAUGGGCCGGUACAGAAUAUUUAGUAAUGCAACUGUAUGGAGAAAAAAAAUGAAUGCUUCCAUUGGAAGUCUGAAUUCAUUUUUUUUAUAAACAGAAAGUGCAGAUUUGGAGUGAAAUGUGAGCAUGUCCGGAGUAUAUACGGGAGGCCUAUAAACUCUUUGAACUCAGUGCCUCUGCAUGCUUCAAUUAUAUCAUCACCUAACCGAACUCUCUUUUAUAGUUUAGCUACAGAUAUUAACUGCAUUUUUCUGCUUGUCGUCUAUCGCAUUUAGUUGAAUUAAAAUGGCUUAUAAUCCUGCAUUGAUUAGCAAAGUUGUAACAGAAUUGGUUCAUAUCUGUAGUUACAGUACGUGCCUCUGCAUCACUGCGGGUCCUCGGGCGGAGCACAAGGCUCAUUGGUUAACCUCACCUGUGAAUAAAAGGCAUGCCCGGUGACCUAAAAAUGUCAUGCAAAUAAACGUUUGCUCUCCCCUACAAGCUACACACACACACACACGCACACACACACACUUUAAAGCAGUAAUUCAAAAAGCACAAGGUUAUCAGCAGUAUGUUGUAUAAAACAAGAAGGUUGUAUAGAAUUAUCCACAUUUUCACAUCUGUUUGACUGAACAAUUGCUUGAAGCCCCCGUCCCGAACAAUGUAUUGGAAAUUAGAUUAUUUCUAUUUCCUUUUCUAAUGUUCCAUACUAAACACAGGCCGACCUGUUGUUCACAUGGUGUGAAGAAGCCACUGAAGCUCAUGCGCUGCUGCAGCGAGGCCCGAGUCGAUGCAGAGGUGUUCAAACAUAUCAAACCACACUUUGAAGUAACAAAGCUUACUUGUUGUUUCCUAGGAAAUGAGUCAUUUCCCUUCUUCAUGCAGUUACUGACUGAACAGCGCAAAUUAAUUUUGCUCGUUUGUAGUCUUUGACAUCUUAACAAACAAUGAAGGAAUGUGUCGCAACACUGUGGUGUUGGGUUUGCAGGACCAAAGUCCAGUUAGGCAGGGUGGUAACUCCAGAGAUAAAAACAAUUUUGUCAAUAAAUUGUACAUUUUUUCCACUUAAGUUUGUUUAAUUUAAAAAGAAAAAAAAAAUCUGUAGCUCUUUAUCUGUAACUGUAGCUUUUGUCUUUGCCUCUGAAGGAUAAACAUGCUCUAUACCGGUUCUUGUCCCCCUGUAUUGAUCUGUUCGGUAUAGAUGCUACAUGCUUUUGGUCUGGUGUCGGCCACCUCUCUAGUCAGGAAAACAGCAACCCAGGGACAUGUUUGAUCCACCACAGGCUAUUAAAAGAAUGCAAAACAUUUAUGAAACAUUAAUCUCUGCUCUGUUUAAAAGAGUAACACAAUAGCUAUUGUAAAUACUGCUGUUGAUGAUUAUAGCAGAUUUCUUACUCUGAACUUGUUCCAGGCUUCGUUACCGACGUGACGUCAAUGUGACAAAGAAGGAAAAAAAUCUUUUGCGUUUGUGUAGACAGUGCGUUAUUUUCAGACAUGAAUGAAAGGUUUAGUCUCAGACUGGGGUUAAUGUUUGUUUCUCCAUGAAGUUGUUCUGUAUUGAACAUGCAGAAUUCAAUUUGGUUUAUUUUGUUUCUAUUCAAAUAUUGUUGUGCACUUUUUUUGUUCUGCAGUUGCCCCAGAUGACCUUGCAGGGCAGAAAUAGUCUCUAAGUUGUAAAACAAGUUGAUGCUUUGCAUUGUAGUGGUGUGGCUGCUUCGAUGUUCACUUGCCAUGUCGAGAGGUGAUUGGCUUUUAUCAAGUAAAUAAACCUGCUGUACUUUGAUUUUGUGAUUGCUGUACUGUUUGAAGGAAAAUUAUUUUUUUGUAACUUGUUUGGAUAAAAGGACCAAUCAUUUCACUCCUCUUCUUCCUUCCGAUGAGGUUUGACUUCAGCCAGCCUGUGGAGCUGUUUUCUCGUAUCUGGGACUUGUCUCGUGAAGCAGAGUGUCUGAGUCGUGGAUUGGUGACUGAGUAAACCCGCAGCUCUCCAUCCUGCGCGUGCAGGUGUUUGCUUCAAGAACAUCUGCUGCGAGAACCAGACCCCAGAGGAGCCAUUCUUGCCUAGCUGCUGGAAGUUGCUCUUUGUUCUUCCACUUUAACUAUUAUUGUACUUGUUAUAUUUUUACUGGCCUUUGACUUUCAUUUGGUUCUUUGUUGUAAUUAUUGUUUAACUUUUUUCUGAAAUGAAUAAAUAAACUUUAUUAGCUAUUG